Gossypium arboreum is the source of this 1114-nucleotide messenger RNA. RefSeq names its product cytosolic sulfotransferase 5-like. The coding region runs from base 40 to 993 and encodes 317 amino acids. The record is from RefSeq and is a predicted model, not a curated record. Gene Ontology annotation, molecular function: sulfotransferase activity. Gene Ontology annotation, cellular component: cytoplasm. Lineage: Eukaryota; Viridiplantae; Streptophyta; Magnoliopsida; Malvales; Malvaceae. The transcript has a single exon. Gene Ontology annotation, biological process: sulfation.
CUAUAUCUAACAGGUGUUAUAUUUUGGGAAGAUCUUUCCAUGGAGCACUCUAGUUUUCCAUCUGCAUUUUCUACUUUGUUCGGCGAACUCCCGAAAGAAACAUGGUGUUGCUCAGAUCUUUACAAAUGGGAAGGCUUCUGGUAUACCAGUUCUCACCUUCCUGCUGCCAUGGCUGCGAGGUUGAACUUCCAAGCAAAUGACUCUGAUGUAUUUUUGACUUCUUCUAUGAAGACAGGCACCACAUGGCUCAAGGCUAUCAUCCCAACAAUAAUGAAUCCCAUUGGUCGCAUGGAUGAUGAUAACAAUGACCCUUUGCUGAAACGUCAUCCUAAUGAGCUAAUGCCAUCUCUGGAAGUUCAGCUUUUCAAGGAAAAUCCCAAUCCUGAUCUCUCAUAUAUGUCUUCUCCAAGACUAUUCCGAACCCAUAUCCCUUACCCUAUGUUACCCGAAUCUGUUAAAAACUCAGCUUGCAAGAUCGUGUAUAUCACUCGAGACCCUAAGGACACGUUUGGGUCGUUGUGGCACUUUUUUAACUCUUUGGUUACUACCCAUGGAAUUGAUCCAUGGCCAAUGAAUGAAGCUUUUGACAGCUUUUGCAGAGGGGUUCAUGUCUUUGGACCAUUCCAUGACCAUGUUUUAAGUUAUUGGAAAGAAAGUAUAAAGAGGCCUGAGAAGAUACUUUUCUUGAGAUAUGAAGACAUGAGGAAGGACCCAAAGGGGCAACUGAGGCGGUUGGCUUGUUUCCUUGGAAGGCCUUUUGAGAAGGAAAAAGAGGUAGACAAAGUGUUGUGGAGAUGCAGCCUGGAAAGGCUUAAAAACCUGGAAGUGAACCAACAUGGAGCUGAUCCUUGGUUAGGCUUUGAGUACAAGUUUUAUUUCAGGCGUGGCAGUGUUGGGGAUUGGAAGAACAACAUGAGUAAUGAGAUGAAAGAAAAGUUGGACCACAUUACUGCUAUGAAAUAUGAGGGUUCUGAUCUGGGUUUUGGACAUUGAUUAAGUUUACUAGUUUUGAAAAUGUAUUUUCAGUUUCCCAACCUGAUAUCUCAUAAGAUAUCAAAUGUCACAAAUACAGUUGAAUUCCUUUCCACUCAAAAACCUUAAUAUGUGGAAUAUU